AUGGGGAACGUAUCGCCCACACCCCACCAACUCCUGGUAGAAGCCGUGAUCUUUUGGAGUAUUGGGGUGGUACUCUACAUUGGCCGAAUAGCCUCCCGGUUAAUGUCAAAUAUAUCAAUCCAGGGGAUAUCAUGGGACGAUUAUGUGAUGACGGCAACAUUUUUAAUGUAUACAUCCUUGUUGAUCUUGAUUCAAAUCUCUGCAAGAUACGCGACAAACCUGAUGGAGCCGAGCGACUACGAUGAGGUACUCUCUGACCCCCAACAAGUUCACGACCGUAUCCUCGGGAGCAAAAUUGUUAUUGCGCUGGAACAAUGUAUGCUCUUUGUAACCUGGGGGGUAAAAGUCUGCCUGUUGAUACUCUACUGGAGAAUCACCAAGAACUUGCCCUCCAACCUAUAUGUCAAGAUUCUCGCCGUUUAUGUGGCACUUGGUUUUGUCGUGAUUAUGGUGACCUACUACGCCGUGUACUGCCGACCCUUCUCACAAUAUUGGGCCUUACCAGUUACGAAUUUGCAAUGUGCCACGUACCAACACUAUUCAAUCACACAGGCAGUUUUCAAUAUUUCAUCAGACGCCUUUGUGUUUGCCAUUCCGAUACCGCUUAUCGUCAAGGCGAGGCUUCCACUACGCCGGAAGAUGCUGCUACUCUGCGUGAUGAGCCUGGGUCUGUUCACGAUAAUUGCCGCCAUCCUGAAUAAAUAUUUUAACUUUGCCUCCCCCUUUACCACCGUGUACCAGAUUUGGUAUAUACGUGAGGCUAGCACCGCUAUCUUUGUCGCCAAUAUGAUGUGCUGGUGGCCGCUCCUUCGGAAGCUGUUCGGUGUUAGAGCCUUCCAGUACCACAGCACCCCUGGACGGCCAUCCCGGAGCACCGGUAACAAAGAAAUCAAUCCCUACUCGAAGGCCGCUAGCUCGCAGUCCCGCGCAUCCUUCUCGUUAACACGCCCUUUUCAUCUCUCUCGACCCAGUUUCCGCAGCUCAGCAAAAGGUACUAUGCUCACUGGACACUGCAAUGCAGGACACUCUAGUCAAGAUGCGAUAAAUCUGCCUACGGGUGGAAUCAUGGAAGAUCCGGAUCGCGUGGAUAAUAUUCCGCUCCAAGUUUGGGGCAAGGGUAACGAACGAGGAACCGAUGUUGAAAACAUCACGACCCAGCAAUCCAUCGCAAAGUUUGAACAACAGGAUCAUGGGGCAGGAGUUCCUCUUGAUGAUCGGAUUUACUGUACUCAGGAGUUUGACAUCCGCUCUGACACCAGGAGCGGACACUCGCCUUCAUGA
Molecule: messenger RNA, 1281 nt
Organism: Penicillium crustosum
Lineage: Eukaryota; Fungi; Ascomycota; Eurotiomycetes; Eurotiales; Aspergillaceae
Exons: 4
Coding region: 1-1281 (426 amino acids)
Source: RefSeq, a predicted model, not a curated record